AUGUCCAUUGGCAGGGGCGUACAGCAGAACAUCACCUCCAGGAUCCAAUCACAGGGCACGAACCUGCUGUUCGUUCGGCCAAGCAACGACGGUGGGGCCGCGACCCUCACCUUACAAGAUGCCGAAGCACUCAUAGACCCCAUAUUCGCGCCAUCAGUAAAGGCUGUCGCGCCCCAGAUCAACUCGAACGCACAGAUUGUGGCAGGCAGGGAAAACACGAGCGCACAGAUCAUCGGAGUGACGUCGGGCUACGCCUCCGUUCGCAAUGUGAACGUGGAUAAAGGUCAGUUCAUAAACCCCGCGCAUGUACAGAACAACCUGGAUGCCGCCGUCAUCAGCGCGUCUGUCGCCGAGACGCUGUUCGGCACUCGGGAUCCACUCAAUGAGCGCAUACGCAUCAACGGCCGCCAAUUUUCCGUGGUCGGCGUGCUUGAAGACACAGGCGCGACAUUCUUCGGCUUCGGCAGCCAAGUCUUUGUGCCGAUCAGCACCGCUCAUCAUCGCCUGUCGCGCCAGCGCACAACGCAGGGCGAGAUCAGCGUCAAUUCAAUAGAUGUGCAGGCAGUCAGCCAGGAAGCGAUAGACGACGCCCAACUGGAAAUCGCAUCCAUCCUGCGACUGCGUCAUCACAUUACCGACGAGAACGACUUCGAGAUUGACACCCUUCAGGACCUUAUCGAGACCGUCAAUCAGGUGACGACCGUGCUUGUGCUGUUCCUCGGCACGGUCGCGGGCAUAUCGCUGCUCGUCGGCGGAAUAGGCGUUAUGAACAUCAUGCUCGUGUCCGUAACCGAGCGCACGCGCGAAAUAGGCAUCCGCAAAGCGAUGGGAGCAAAGCGCCGCGACAUCCUGUUCCAAUUCGUGACCGAGGCCGUCUUCCUGACAACAGCGGGGGGGCUCAUAGGCAUCGCCUUAUCCCUCGGCCUUUCGCCGCUGACCAAUCUGAUAGUCAGUAAUGUGGGCAAUCGCGGAGGCAACACGAUAGAAGGCCUGGUGUUUCACCCAGAUGUCGCAAUUCUCGCCUUGUCCGUAUCAGCAAUCGUCGGGUUGGUAUCCGGCAUCUAUCCUGCCCUGAGAGCCGCACGAAUGCACCCCAUAGACGCUCUGCGCUACGAAUAG
Geodia barretti is the source of this 1119-nucleotide messenger RNA. The record is from the annotation of a GenBank genome assembly. NCBI's taxonomy places the organism in Eukaryota, Metazoa, Porifera, Demospongiae, Tetractinellida, Geodiidae.